Medicago truncatula (barrel medic) is the source of this 4091-nucleotide messenger RNA. RefSeq names its product probable serine/threonine protein kinase IRE. The coding region runs from base 238 to 3744 and encodes 1168 amino acids. Gene Ontology annotation, biological process: peptidyl-serine phosphorylation; intracellular signal transduction. The record is from RefSeq and is a predicted model, not a curated record. Gene Ontology annotation, molecular function: protein serine/threonine kinase activity; ATP binding. The transcript is spliced from 17 exons. NCBI's taxonomy places the organism in Eukaryota, Viridiplantae, Streptophyta, Magnoliopsida, Fabales, Fabaceae.
AAAGAAAGUUGAUGUAUUUCAUUCCAUAAUUAAAUAGAGGAAUAAACACAAUACACAAUGCACUUGUUUCGCGGGAAGGACGAUUAACAAACUAUCUUCUCCUUCCAUCCUUCCAUAACUGAAAAUCAAAUCCCGCUUUUCUCUCUCUCUCUCUCUCUUCCAUUUCUCGAUUCAAACCUUCUCUCUCUUUCUCUCUCUUCCUUUCAUCUCUCACAAUGCUAUGAAGAAUCCCAAUCCAUGUCUUCCAACCCUCCACCACCGGAAAAUGAUCCACCACCAGCGACAUCGUCGCCGGUAUCCGCUAAAUCCAGAACUCUUCAGAAAUUCCCUCCCAUUGUAAACCGACGCACCGCGACAUUAUCAUCAAACAAUGUAGACGACGAAUGCAAAGAAGAGAAUAAUAAGAACAAGAAUCAUGACAAUGAGGAGGAAAGUGAAGAAGAAGAAGAAGAAGAAGAAGAAGAAGAAGAAGACGUUCUUGUAACUGAACGUGAAUUCGAACGUGCUGAAUGUUCUUAUUCUUCUUCCAUUUUGCAAGCUUCGUCGUUAGGUCUUAAUCAAAUUCGAACGCGAUUCUCUUCGCCUCUUCGUCAUUCUUCUUCUGCUGGUGCUCCAUCUUUCCCUAUAAAAGAUGUUGUCAACAAUGUCGCUAAAUUUAGAUCUAGAGUUUCACAUCCUAAAGACCUAGGGGAAAAAGUUCAUUGGAAUCAAUCCAAAUCGUUGAAAGCUCGUUCACAACUCCUCAUACUGGAGGGAAAUCAUGCAGCUUAUGCCAAAGAUUUUCAAUCCCCACGUUAUCAGGAAAUUCUUCGACUUACAAGUGGUAAGAAAAGGAAAAACCGGCCUGAUAUUAAAAGCUUUUCCCAUGAACUUAACUCCAAAGGAGUUAGGCCUUUUCCAGUCUGGAAAAAUCGUGCCUUUGGGCAGGAAAUCAUGGAGGAGAUUAGAGCUAAGUUUGAAAAACUAAAGGAAGAAGUUGAUUCUGAUUUGGGUGGUUUUGCUGGUGAUUUGGUGGGUACUCUUGAAAAAAUACCUGGGUCUCAUCCUGAAUGGAAAGAGGGGUUGGAAGAUUUGUUGGUUGUUGCUCGACAAUGUGCAAAGAUGACAGCGGCUGAGUUUUGGAUCAACUGUGAAACUAUUGUUCAAAAACUAGAUGAUAAACGUCAAGAUAUACCGGUGGGGAUCCUCAAGCAAGCACAUACGCGCCUGUUGUUUAUUCUCUCUAGGUGCACUCGUCUAGUGCAAUUCCAGAAGGAAAGUGUUAAAGAACAAGAUCACAUUCUUGGUCUUCACCAACUCAGCGAUCUUGGAGUAUAUUCCGAGCAAAUUAUGAAGGCUGAAGAGAGUUGCGGUUUUCCACCCAGUGACCAUGAGAUGGCUGAGAAGCUGAUAAAAAAGUCACAUGGGAAAGAGCAAGACAAACCGAUUACAAAACAAAGUCAAGCUGAUCAACAUGCAAGUGUUGUGAUUGAUAAUGUGGAAGUUACUACGGCAAGUACUGAUUCGACUCCUGGAAGCAGCUAUAAGAUGGCUUCUUGGAGAAAGCUUCCAUCUGCUGCGGAGAAAAAUCGUGUAGGUCAAGAUGCAGUAAAAGAUGAAAAUGCUGAAAACUGGGAUACUUUGUCAUGUCACCCUGAUCAACAUUCACAGCCGUCAUCUAGAACGCGGAGGCCUUCUUGGGGAUAUUGGGGAGAUCAGCAAAAUCUAUUACAUGAUGAUUCAAUGAUCUGCAGGAUUUGUGAGGUUGAAAUACCAAUAUUACAUGUGGAGGAGCAUUCUCGAAUAUGUACAAUUGCUGAUAAAUGUGAUUUGAAAGGCUUAACUGUAAAUGAACGGCUUGAAAGAGUUGCCGAAACAAUUGAAAUGUUACUUGAUUCCUUGACACCAACAUCAAGUUUGCAUGAAGAGUUCAAUGAGUUAUCUCUAGAAAGAAAUAACAUGUCAUCUAGAUGCUCUGAAGAUAUGCUUGACCUUGCUCCUGACAAUACUUUUGUUGCGGAUGAUCUAAACCUUUCACGGGAAAUAUCAUGCGAGGCUCAUAGCUUAAAACCUGAUCAUGGCGCAAAGAUAUCUUCUCCUGAAAGCUUGACACCGCGAUCACCGUUGAUUACACCCAGAACAAGUCAGAUAGAAAUGUUACUAAGUGUAAGUGGAAGAAGACCAAUAUCUGAACUUGAGAGUUACGACCAGAUAAACAAGCUAGUUGAAAUAGCUCGUGCUGUUGCAAAUGCGAACAGCUGUGACGAAAGUGCUUUCCAGGAUAUCGUUGAUUGCGUGGAAGACCUGAGAUGCGUAAUUCAGAACAGAAAAGAGGAUGCACUUAUUGUGGAUACUUUCGGUCGACGAAUAGAGAAACUUUUGCAAGAAAAAUAUUUAACUCUUUGUGAGCAAAUACACGAUGAAAGGGCAGAAUCAUCAAAUAGCAUGGCUGAUGAAGAGAGUUCAGUGGAUGAUGAUACAAUCCGUAGCCUUCGUGCUAGCCCAAUUAAUGGUUUUUCUAAGGACAGAACCUCUAUUGAAGAUUUUGAAAUAAUAAAACCAAUAAGCAGAGGUGCGUUUGGACGAGUUUUUCUUGCCCAGAAAAGAUCGACUGGUGAUUUAUUUGCUAUUAAGGUUCUGAAAAAGGCAGAUAUGAUUCGUAAAAAUGCAGUUGAAGGUAUUUUGGCUGAGCGAGACAUUCUUAUAUCUGUUCGAAACCCUUUUGUGGUCCGAUUUUACUAUUCUUUCACAUGUAAAGAAAAUCUGUAUUUGGUUAUGGAGUACUUAAAUGGUGGAGAUCUCUAUUCUAUGUUGAGAAACUUAGGUUGCUUAGAUGAAGAUAUGGCUCGUGUAUAUAUUGCAGAAGUUGUUCUUGCGUUGGAGUAUUUGCAUUCGCAAAGCAUAGUUCACAGAGACUUAAAGCCAGAUAACUUACUGAUCGGACAAGAUGGUCAUAUUAAGUUGACAGACUUUGGACUCUCAAAAGUUGGUCUCAUCAACAGCACGGAGGAUUUAUCAGCACCCGCAUCUUUCACUAAUGGUUUUUUAGUCGAUGAUGAACCAAAACCUCGACAUGUUUCAAAAAGGGAGGCACGUCAACAACAAUCAAUAGUUGGCACUCCAGAUUAUUUGGCACCCGAAAUACUUUUGGGCAUGGGACAUGGUACAACUGCAGAUUGGUGGUCUGUGGGUGUCAUACUUUACGAGCUUCUUGUGGGUAUUCCACCUUUUAAUGCAGAUCAUGCACAGCAAAUUUUUGAUAACAUAAUUAACAGAGACAUACAAUGGCCAAAGCAUCCUGAGGAGAUCAGCUUUGAAGCAUACGAUUUGAUGAACAAAUUACUGAUCGAAAACCCAGUCCAAAGAUUAGGUGUAACAGGAGCAACAGAAGUUAAACGCCAUGCUUUCUUCAAGGAUGUUAAUUGGGAUACGCUAGCAAGGCAGAAGGCUAUGUUCAUACCAUCGGCUGAAGCUCACGAUACAAGUUAUUUCAUGAGCCGCUACAUUUGGAAUGUAGAGGAUGAUGAACAUUGUGCUGGAGGUAGUGAUUUUUAUGACCAUUCUGAAACAUCCAGCAGUGGUUCAGGAAGCGAUUCAUUAGAUGAAGAUGGUGAUGAAUGCGCUAGUUUAACAGAAUUCGGUAAUUCAGCUCUUGGCGUGCAGUACUCGUUUAGUAACUUCUCAUUUAAGAAUAUAAGUCAGCUAGUGUCUAUCAAUAUGAUGCAUAUCUCCAAAGAAACACCGGACGACUCCAACCCGUCGUGAUAUAGCAGAAGAGGUUUGUAAAUUUCUCCAAGCAGUGAGGUUCAAUUUGGCGAACUUCUUAUAGAAAAUAGUAUGAGCAUUUUCAGUACUACCACGGAUGCUACAUCCACGCAAUUACUAUAAUAUAGUAUUGAUACCAUUUUAGCAGUAAUGCGACGUGCCUCUGAAAUUCAUUUUUGUUUUCUGCUGCUCUAGUUUAGAAAUGACAAUUAUUUUCUAUAGGACUCAAUAGAGUGAAACAGACACUGUAAUGUCUUUCACCCUUUGCUGAUAUUAGAGUCUUCUUUGUAAAAAAAAAAAUGCUUCUUAAACGUUCUUGAUUGAAUUAUUUCUUGUUCAUUUUAUAA